Molecule: messenger RNA, 2697 nt
Organism: Doryrhamphus excisus (bluestripe pipefish)
Lineage: Eukaryota; Metazoa; Chordata; Actinopteri; Syngnathiformes; Syngnathidae
Gene: cdc42se2
Product: CDC42 small effector 2
Biological process (GO): regulation of Rho protein signal transduction
Cellular component (GO): plasma membrane
Molecular function (GO): small GTPase binding
Source: RefSeq, a predicted model, not a curated record
ACGCGUGAGCGUGGGGUCGAGAACACCAGAAGUGGUCACGCUUUAAAACGGAAGUUUGGUUAAUUUCCCAAGAUCGUACUUCCUGGUGUGUUUUUUUUUCUGUUUCCCUUUCAAUCGCUUGUACGGUUUGGGCAAACAAGGCAACCUCUGGGGUGUUCUUUACAUCGGUCCAACACUUCUUUCCCUUUGGAGAGGCCGCCGUCCCGUUUUCGCUGUGAGUCUGCGGCUUUGCUGACAUCAGACAGGAAGACACACAGUCUAGUUACGGCUGAACAGAGACAGGAAACUGCUGCGGCUUCGUCACCGGCCUGAGGAUGACUGAAUUCUGGGUUUGUUUCAGCUGCUGCAUCGCUGAGCAGCCACAGCCUAAACGGCGGCGACGAAUCGACCGAUCCAUGAUUGGCGAACCAACAAACUUUGUUCACACCACACACGUCGGCUCGGGCGACAUGGGCCUGGGAUUGGCCUCGGUGGACCUGGUUCAGGCCCAGAUGAAGUCCAAAGGUGGCUACGCACACGGCGGCUCUGAAGGGUCACAAUUAUAACAAGCCCUUCAUUGUGGUGGAAACUACUGUUUAUAUGAGGAAGCAGUUGAGUCCUUCAUGGACACAGGACCAAAAGAUAAAACUACUGCUUUUUCCCAUAAUGUUGUAUAUAGAAUUUUUAUUUUUCAUUCCUUUUUUUUUUUAUGAAAGCACUGCUAUCCAUUUGCUGCCAUGCUGUUGCACUGUAAAGAGUACCAGUUAAUAGAGAGGAGGAAGAGGAGGCUUUAGUACGCUCAUCAUCUCAGUAAGUCAGAUGUAUGCUUGUGUGUAUGCAUGAGGAUCGACUAUUUUUGCUCUCGUAGCCGUCUCGACGUUGGAUGCCUGUAUUUAUUAUCGCAUUUGCAAACGGACCUCAUGGUGGCUGGGCCACGCUGCAGAGUAUGAACCUUUCUGAUUCCGUCUUUUAUUCUCGGGAGGUUUAACAAAGGACAGGUGGAGGGGGGUGGGCAAGAUGAGUUUAUUUUUUGUUUUCAUUCAGAGAAAUCUCACGAUCCUCUGAGUUGCCUUCAGGGUCUAAUAUUGCUGUUUUCUAAUAAUAAACUUGAAUUGAGUAGAGUACACUGGACCAUACGAUCGAUGUACGCUCACGCCUGCUUAGGAGUUACGCUUUUUUUUAUAUUCAUUUAGAUUAAGUCAUGUAGAAUUUUAAUAAACUCUCCACUUCCUUAUCUGUCCUUGUCAUAUUUUUUUUUGGCCAAUGAUGGAGCUUAUUAGAGUCAUAUUUUCAAAUGCUUGCUUUUAUUUUGAAGGCAACAUGCCAGCCAGGAACUAAAACACAGUAACAUGGAUGCCAGUGUUCUCCCCCUUUAUGGACCUAGUGAAUGUCCACCUUCACAUGCUUGUUUUUGUUUAUUUUCUUAUCAGCAGGCUUACACCAAAAUGUCUUUGGGGGGUGGGGCGGGGAUUGGGUAUGAGUUUAAUAUAGAAUUCAAGCACAUACAGGAGGAGGGUGGACCAUUCGGUGCUCAUCCUAAUUAGGAUUGUUUGGCCUUGACCAAUGUAUGCUCUCUACUGCGUGCCAGGAUACCGUAUCUCCCUCAAAUAGUAUAUUUACUCCCAUAUGCCGUAUCCGCCAUGCGUGGAACCACACAGGCUAACCCCUUUACCGCUUUAAGAAGAAAUUCAGCCAACUUUCGGCGACAUUUAUCGCCAUUUCUACCUGUUUGGGUUGGGAGGGGAUUGUUCAAUAUUUAUUAUGAUUUGUCGAGUAAAUACUUCCACACACAAGCCUAUCCUCCAUUCAAGCAAAGGCCACUAUUUGGGUGAAAUACGGUAAUUUAGCAUGCCAGGCCUCUAAUUUGUUUUUAUUUUUUAAGCAGUUGGAUUCAUUUCGUUCUUAAUUUUGCCAUUGGACCUCAAAUCACAUCCAGCUCCAUGUUGAUUGUUGUAACAUUGCUUCAGGAAUUGCUUCUAAGUUAGAAAAGAAAGGCCUUAAAGAGAGCAAAAUAUAGUAUGAAUGUUAACUAUUACACUCAGUUGGGAGGGAAGCGGUGUGCACAUUCUGUCCUCCAUUGCUCAAAGCAGGAUGUUUCAAUGGUAAUAGUCUUUGAAUUCAAUGCAUGCGAUGUGUGUUUCUCUCAUGUGCAUCCUGUGGUGUGUACAACAGAAUGUAACUGUAUCAUAAAGCCAGCAAACAUGUUGUCAAUUAUCGUGUUAAGUGUCUGUACCAGGCAAGAUAUAUAAAAGAAAAAAAAAGAAUAUACAAGCCAGAGUCUUUGUAUUUAAAGAAACCGGUUUGUUCUAAGAGCACCUCAGAAAAAUCCUGGUGACAAGUAUUUCCCAUAUUUUCCCAUUUUUUAGUAAUGUAGGUUAUUUUCCUGUUCAAUGUUUUUCUUGUAUGGAAAGUGGUUCCUAUUUUUGUCGCAAUACAACAUGUGAACAACAGGUUGUGCUAGAGGACUAGUUUAAUGUGACUUUUAAGAGAAUAAAAGUCACAUUUAUUGUUUCAUGAUGUAAACCAACAAUUAAAAAAAGUAAUGAUCCAUAUUUUUUUAUAUAUUUUCAGGUCAAUGUGUGUUUUUAGUUAAUGUAUGCAUUACAAAGUUAAGGCAGCAGGGUUUUUUCUCUCUCUAAACACUGCAUGAUAUGUUGCUUAUUAAGAAAGUCCCAUCUUUUUUGUGCAAUGGGGAAAUAAAUGUCAUGUGUUGUUUUA